This is a messenger RNA of Zalophus californianus (California sea lion), 577 nucleotides long. Its product is annotated as translation initiation factor IF-2-like. Lineage: Eukaryota; Metazoa; Chordata; Mammalia; Carnivora; Otariidae. The coding region runs from base 22 to 468 and encodes 148 amino acids. The transcript has 4 exons. The record is from RefSeq and is a predicted model, not a curated record.
CUGAGCGGGCGGCGGGUUCCCAUGGCAACGGCCGCGUCACCGCCGCUCGCCCCGCCCCCUGCCCGGCCUAGGCCACGCGGCGCGGGGGUCUGCGCACACCCGGCGUUCGGGAGCGGUGGGGGCCGCUCUUCCCCUGGGCGUGGGCCCAGACGGUACUCGGAAUGGCCAGACCCUCGCUGUCUUCGCCCGCGUCCCGCGCACGGCGUCCCGUCGGGUUUGGAGCCCAGUGAUCCGGGCCGCGGCGCGUGCGCGCGCGGGACGUGGGGGGAGGUCCAGCCCAGGAGGACGUCCCCGCGUGCCCCUCGCCAAGAUGGCGGCCCCGCAGCGGAGGUCCCAGGGGCCACGGGGCGGAAGAACCCCGAAGCGUUCCUGGGGCAGAUUACCCUUGCCCGCCACCAGGCUGGACUCGUCCUUACCAGCAGUGCCAGCAUCUGGAGCAUGGUGAUCUGGGCGUUGCACAGCUUUUGAUUUAGUUCAGCCACCCCCCAAAAUCCUUUGUCCUGCUUACGAUAAUGGUGUCAGAUGUCUUCAUCCCAUGGAGGAGGAUGGCAACCAGCGUGAAGACCAACAUGAGAGG